This is a messenger RNA of Cotesia congregata, 3534 nucleotides long. Lineage: Eukaryota; Metazoa; Arthropoda; Insecta; Hymenoptera; Braconidae. The record is from the annotation of a GenBank genome assembly.
AUGCUGAUUCACUUGCAACCAGAGCUGAUAGAAAAAGUAAACAAGCAUAUCGUGACGAUAAUAAAAAUGCCGGAGACGUGUUACCAAGCUCACAAAUGCCUGGAGAAUUCCGAGGCAGUGUUGAUGUUACAAAAAGCAGCUGAGGCUUAUAGUUCCUCCUUAUAUCAACUAGCAGUAACGCACUACAAAUCCGCAAUAGUCUUACUAAAAAGUACUUCAGACUACGAGGGAUCUCUUUUGAUUUCCGUGAUCCAGUACUUGAUCUGCAAGUGUCUGAUCGAGACAUCCCAGCUUGCUUCGUUGAUCGAAGCCAAGGACACUCUGAUCAACUUGAUAGAAACUACUGAUAGACUUCCGAUGCUUUACUACCUGCUGAGCAGUCUGUACAUCAAGACCUUCUGCUACAAAGAAGCGGAAAAAUUGAUAAAUUAUUGCUUGGCAUUUUUAAACAGCUCCACAAGUAUCACGAGCUUCAACAUCCCGACUACCAACGAAGUAAUUCCUGAGUCUACUUUUGAAGAGUUGUCCAGGUUACUUGUCCAGUUAAAGGACGAGUGCUCCGGCUGGCAUCGACCCGACGCAAUUUGCUUCAUGAAAAAUUGUAACUCUACUUCUUUAAGCAAUCUUCUGGAUCGCGAUAUUUAUUUCAAGUCGCCUGCUUUUAAUGGACUCGUUGUUGUUACUUGCAAUAAUAAUAUUAAUCCGUGUGUUUUUAAUUUUCAUAUCAAUUGCUGGAAGCUUAAAAAAGAAGAAUUGUCGCCUAAUAUUAAAUUGUCUGACAAGGAUUUUUUAAACUGGAAAUGUUUCACUCCUAAUUGCGAUAAUUUUGAUCAGUCUAGUGUGAUAAGCAAAAUUGAUAUUUAUAAUAGUGAUCAUACUAUUAAAUCUCAUGUUGCUUUGCCGGAAAAAAUUGUCAAGCAGCAGCAGACGCCUAAAGGCGCUGUUCGGAAGCAGAAAAUUAAUAAUCAUAAAAUUACACUUAAAAUUACUCGUCCGAGGAAUAUUAAUAAUGUUAUAAGUAAAAGUGAUAAUCAAAGUACAAAUGUUAAAAAUAAGUAUAAGAAAAUUAAAAAUAAUGACGAGAUGGUGUUGAUAUCGCAUUUGAUUAAAUUAAUACAGGUGCGGAAUUCCAACUAUGGAAUUGAGCAGGGAAAAGAUUGGCGACCUGAUCUAUCCUACUACGGAGAUUCUUCAAUGAUAGUCAGCGAAGAUAUGUACCCUGACAUUAUCGACAUAGAAGACGAAAACCUGAAGCAGCAGAAGGAUUUUCUAUAUUCCUAUUUUUACGAGUACGUAUCUUGCAACGCUCCAGUGAAAAAAGACACUUUAAUGAAGAAAUGGGAAGAAGCCAAGACUCUUAUCUCUAACUGUGACCUUAUUCUGUACGAAUUAAAGUGUCCUACUGUUGUAGAGUUUCUGUUAAAGUCCAUGAAGUUCGCUAUGGUAGGAGAGUAUGUUUGCACGCCAGCGACUCUUCCGGAUGCUUAUAAGCGAGUCAGUGAUAAUGUUUGCGGGAUUUUAAAGUGUUUGAUGAAAAAAGGCGGGGAUAGUGAUUCUGAUGAUGAUGAUGAUGAUUUGGUUAAUGAAGAAUUUUUAAAGAGUUUAAAUUCUUUUGAUUCUUCUGUUAGGGUUGAUAAUACUGAUGAUUCUACAGCUAAUGAUUUUAAAAGUGAAAAAAUUGAUGAUUUUAAAAAUCAGAAAAUUAAUAUUGAUAAAAAUAAAAAUCAAAAAAUUGAUGAGAUUAAUUAUCAAGAAAAUGAUUUAAAAAAUAUUGAUGAAAAUUAUCAAAGUUUUGAAAAAAAUUUAAAUUUUGAUAAAAAUUCAAAUUUUGAAAAAAUUGAAGAAAAAAUAAUAAUUGAAAAUGAAAAUGAUGAAUUAAUUGAAGAUAAUUUUACUGAAAAAUUAAAUGAAAAAUCUAAGACAAAAGUUUGUACAAAAACUUGUAAAAAAUUAUCUGAAAAAUUACAAAAAUCAAAAGAAGAAUUACAAAAUUUCCAAAAAAAUUUUUCUAACUUAAAAAAAACCUUUUUAAAAAAUAUGUUAUCCUCAGAUUACUCCAGUAAAAAAAAUGUCUUGCUAUUCAACAUCCGCUUGGCAAGAAAUGAAUAUUUUAUAAUAGAUAAAUUACAAACAAUAUUGAUCUACUCAACUGGAACAAUGUUACCAUUAAGUGAAGUUGAAUGGAAGACGCCAAUCCAGCAAAUGGAAAAAUUGUGCUUUGACUUGGACGAUGAUUACUCAAAAAAGCUAGAGCUGUUGAAUGACGAGGAGUAUUGUAAGACUAAUGAGAGUAUUAGUUGUAUUUGUAAUGUCUUACCGCCGUUGCCUAAAAGAGAUUUGACGCUGUUGAUACAAAUUGCUUUUAACUUGUAUCGUGAUAAUUUAAGGAGAGUUGAUCCGAGCUUUAAUCAAGCUCCUGGGUAUCCUCCGGGGUUUAACCAAACAAGUUUGUAUGGAAGUCCUAUGAUUUAUCAGCAGAGACCUCAGUUUUGGAAUCAAAUUUCUUCUUCAGCUAAUUUUAACUCUAAUUAUCAACAAUUUAUGCCGAGGAAUAAUCCAGUUUAUGCUGGAUGGAAUUCUAAAUUGUUUGCUGGGAAUAAUAUUAUUAAUAAUAAUAAUAAUAUUAAUGACCAAAAUAAUGUUAAUGGUCAGUGGAGUCUUAAAGCUGAUAUUAAAAGUGAAUUAAUUGAUAUUAAUUCUAAAAAAGAAUUUAUUAAUUAUGAUGAAAUUAAUUCGAAAGGUAGUUUGAGUGAUAUGAAGGAAAAAACUCAUGCUUUUAAUUAUACUGAGCCUCCAGAGUCGCUAAAUAAUGACAAAGUCCACAAAGUUCACGAAGUAUUAAUUGAUAAUUGUGAGGAGGAUCUUAAAAAAGUUUUGGAGGAUUGGAAGUCUAUUUGGGAAGAUAAGAGUGAAUUUAAAGAUUAUAAAGAAGAAAUGGGUGGAGAUAAAAAAGAGGUGGAAGAGGAGGAAGAAAUGGAAUGUGAAUUGAAAGAAGAAAUAGGGAAGAAGAAGUCGUAUUCAAUGGAUAAACUGCUGAGGGAAUUGAGAGCCAAGCACAGAGGAGUUCUGGAGUAUGAUUUAUUGUACUGUGUUGAUGCAGUUAGAAACAAGUAUAAUGGUUCGUUGUCUGGGUUGACUUUGGCGGAGAUUAUUGGGGAAGUUGAAAAGGUACUGCCGGGAAGGGAGAGAUUGCAGCUGAGGAAUUAUGAUAGGAGGAUUUUUAGUAAGAAGCAGGUGAAGAAGUUGGAGAAGGUUCAGGGGGCUAAGUCGACAAUUGUGAAGAAAUCAACCAGCAAGAGCAAUCCUUGGGCUACACUUGACGGCUAUCAGUGGACUAACGAAGAUUUUGGAGAAAAUGAAUGUAUUAUCUGCACGGAAGCUAUCAUUAAAUUUGGUAAAGUCCCUUCUUACACUCUGAGAUGCAAGCACACCUUCCAUAAAAAAUGCAUCAAAAAUUGGUUUAACCAAAAUCAAUCAUGCCCAAUAUGUCGCAUCCACUGUAUAAUCGACGACGAGUUCCCACCUUUGUCUUGA